AUGUUGUUGAAUGUUCUAGGGAAGGAAGUGAAUUCUUUAAUAUCAAGACCUUUGAUAAGACAUGGGUCAAAAAAAGUCAAGCAUAAGGUACCAGAAAAAAUACCAGUUCAAUUAUUGAAAGAUCAUCCAACAGUAGGAUUACAAGGGGAAAUAGUAAGAGUCAGACCUGCUUUCAUGAGAAACUACUUGCACAGAGGUAAUGGUGCUUGUUACCUUACCAAAGAACAAGGACCACGUAUUCCAGUCGUUGAAAAAUCCAGACAAAAGGAAAGAAAGCCAGUGGUUGAAGCUAAGAAUGAAACCAAGAUAGUCGAACAAGUACAGAACCAGCAAGAUGAAUCCAAUACCGGAGCAAUGUCCUUGGACGAAUUAUCGAAUUUAUUUAACACCAUGAAGAGCAGCAGAAAGACCAAGCAAGGUGCUGAGACCAACGAACUGCAACAGGCUUUCGAGGCAAGUACACAGGAAAUUGCAUACACUGCAACUGAAUUACAACAAGCUAUUCCAAGGGUACACACUGUUUUGUUGAACGAGACUGUAAAGCUUCCUAUCGACAAGUCUUAUGUGGCAUCCUUAAUCUACGACAUGGCUGGUGUCCAAAUCCCUCAUGCGUCCAUCAAGAUAAGCACUCCUGAUAAUAGUAGGGCUUUGCUUAAUGAAAUCACUGCUGUUGGUGAUUAUACGUUGACUUUAGAAGUUCCAGGUGACAGAAAUGGUGUUCAGAGAACGCUUAGAAUUCAAUAG
Messenger RNA from Debaryomyces fabryi, 744 nucleotides. Its product is annotated as mitochondrial 54S ribosomal protein MRPL50. The transcript has a single exon. Gene Ontology annotation, biological process: translation. NCBI's taxonomy places the organism in Eukaryota, Fungi, Ascomycota, Pichiomycetes, Serinales, Debaryomycetaceae. Bases 1 to 744 code for a protein of 247 amino acids. Gene Ontology annotation, cellular component: ribosome; mitochondrion. Gene Ontology annotation, molecular function: structural constituent of ribosome. The record is from RefSeq and is a predicted model, not a curated record.